Molecule: messenger RNA, 1099 nt
Organism: Cuscuta europaea
Lineage: Eukaryota; Viridiplantae; Streptophyta; Magnoliopsida; Solanales; Convolvulaceae
Source: the annotation of a GenBank genome assembly
CUAGAAUUGAAGCGCGGUACGUACUACUCGAAGACUUAUAAAGUCAGAGCUGAAAGUAAUGAAUGCUGAGAAAGAGAACAUGGAGGCAACCCAUUCCGAGGAAGAAGGUGAAGUAGUCUCAAAUGGCGUUGCACUGCCUUUGACGAUCGGGAAGCAGAGGAAGCUGCUGAUAUUGGAUAUUAAUGGCGUUCUUGCCCUUAUGCUUAGGUACCCGGUCUCCGGUGGUGUCACCUUUCCCGGCGGGUUGACGAUAGCAAAGCGACCCUUCUGUGAAGAUUUUCUGCAAUUCUGCUUGGAGAGGUUCGACGUGGGCAUUUGGACUUCUAGAGCCAAGGCAAAUUAUCUUGAUGAAGUUGUUGAUUAUUUAUUGGGGGAUAUGAAGAAAAAGUUGUUGUUUGUUUGGGAUAGAUCCUACUGUUCCCGAACAGGAUUUAUGACUCCCGAGAACAGGUACAUACCCUUAGUCUGUAAGGAGUUGAAGAAAAUUUGGGAGAAUGAGUGUCCCAACCAACCUUUUGUGGGAGGUUACUACAAUGAAUCAAACACGUUGUUAGUGGAUGAUUCUCCAUACAAGGCUGUGCUUAAUCCAGUUCACACCGCGAUCUUUCCUCAUUCCUACAAUGAAUCAACAAUGAUAAAUGAUCGAUCAUUAGGUCCGGGAGGUGAUCUUCGAGAAUAUUUAAAAGGGCUAGCAGAAGUUGAAGAUGUGAGAACUUAUGUGGAGGAUCACCCGUUUGGUCAAAAGCCCAUUGACUAUACACACUCCAAUUGGAAAGUUUACUCGGGAAAUAUCAGAGCUCUCUCUAACCGUUCAUGAUUAUUUACUGACCAUUUUGCCCUGCAUGGACCCUAAAGUAUUGGUUAAAUCCCAAUAAGCAUUUUGCCCAAGGGUAACUAGCAUAAAAUAAAAUUGGGCCAUAAGUUCUGUCCAAUCGAAGUUUCUUUAAGAUCCUAUUCCAGUCUUGGCACUAUUUUUCUAUGGUAUUUUUAUUUAUAUUUUGUGCAAGGAAAUGACCUCCAUCACUCGAUUUGCUUUUGUAGAUUUCCCUCUUGAAGAAACUAAGAUCUAUACAGUAUGUGUAUAUAUAUACAUAUUACU